AUGUCUAUAUUGCACCGAUUGGGACGACUCCCAGCACGAAAUGUAUAUAAAUGGAUUCACACUUCAGCCUAUCUGAGGACUGCAGCGACAGAAUCACCCGCCAAACCUGCAAUAGACUCAAAGACAACGACCAGCUUAUUAAACUCAAAGCAUCAUGGCCGUCACCGUUCGUCCAAAUUGAAACAAACCAUGGCCAAGGCCACGUUACCAGAGUCCUUUUUGUCGACAAAUUACACCAAGCAUACAGCAUUGAAAUCACUGCCACCUAAAUACGCACCAUUUGUACCGGAUUAUGUGUGGAAAGAACUAGAGUAUUCCGUCAGAUCAGGGCUGGCACCCAAAGGCACAUUGGCGGCGUAUGAUCAUACAGACCAUAUCGGCCUGACCGUGCCCAACGCAGGAGCAUGCUAUUUGCAGGACCAUAUAGUACAUCAGCUGGCAGCCAAUGUCAAUGCUAAUGUGCUCACCUUGGAUCCUCAGGACUUUAUAUUCUUGGCUCAACGUAGUUUCAGCAGGGACGCUGCCGAUUUGAUGCCUCUCUUUUCAUCCAGCGAGCAAGAGCGCAAAAAGCUGCUAGCACUCAGUCAGGAAUAUCAGGACGAAAUGGAUAACGCAGACACCAUGGAUUCAGAUGGUGAUGUCCGUGGCGCUUUUGGCCUUGUUAAACAACAGCCUCAGGACACAAACCAAGACAAUGAGGAGGAUGCAGAAGAAUACGACGAGGAUGACUACGAUGAAGAUGACGAUGAAAGCGCUGACCAAGACGACGGCAAGGUGAAAUUGCGAGUUGUGCCUUUUGGACAGCCCACUUCUGCCGGGAAGAUCAUUGAAGUGCACCGCAACAAGAGAGAUAAAGAGGCAGAAUCCGUGCUAAGGCACUUAUCCAAAAAAUACACUCACAUGUUCAAACGGCAUUUGGCAGAUGGCGAUAGCAGCAACGACAACAAGAUUGUGUAUCUGAGGGAUUACGGAGGCAUCCAUGAUCAGUUUUCCAAGAUACUGUUGAACUCACUUGUGGAUGCAGUGGCCGAUCUGAAACAAAAGGGACAUGCUUUGAUCAUGAUUGCCUCUCACUGUCAGAGAACAAGAAAGCUGGACGAGGAUUAUCCUGACAUAUCAAAUAUGCGUCGUAUCUCUGUGCUACCACCGCUGCAGGAUGAAGCUCAAGUAGCAGAGUGGACGUCCAUAAUGAAACAAGACGAAGGUCGCAGAAUCAAGGAAAUCAACGCAAAGCAGCUGCUGGCCAUGUACAACCACAAGAGCACGCUUGGUCUAACAGCAGACAACCAGGGCGAUUUGCUCAGAGAUCUACUCGCCAUGGAAGACCUCACUCUCUCAAAAGCGAUAUGGACUCCUGAUAAUGUAGAUCGUCGUGUUACGGCAGCGAUAGGUCACGCAUUGGAAAAGAACAAGACAAGCCUCGAUGUGCAAGACUUUGAAGCCGCCAACCGCAUUGUUGAUCAGUACACAGAGAUGCUGGAAAAGAGCACGUCCAAGUUAACAACUCUGCCCAAAGAGGCUCUGAAACUAGAGCCAGACGGAAGCGUGGAUUUCGCUCAUUUGAAAAAGACGUGCAAUGAUUUCGAACGCAAGUUGUUGAGCAGAGUGGUGGAUGGCACUCAAGUCCAGGGAUCCUUUCAAGAUGUACGUGCACCGCCACUCACUAUCAGUACACUCCAGUCGUUGAUUUCUUUGCCUUUGAUUCGUCCAGAACUAUUUAGAAAAGGUAUCCUAAAGAAGAACUUUAUACCUGGUGUAUUGCUCUUCGGUCCACCUGGUACAGGAAAGACCAUGUUGGCCAAGGCCGUUGCCAGAGACAGUGGUAGCCGCAUGCUGGACAUUCAAGCAAGCGAUGUCUAUGAAAUGUAUGUUGGACAAGGCGAGAAAAAUGUCAAGGCAAUUUUCUCUCUCGCAAGAAAGCUCUCUCCUUGUGUCAUCUUUAUAGAUGAAGUGGAUAGUCUGCUGAACCAGCGUGGAUCUGACCAUGCAGCGAGAUCGCACCGGGAAAUCAUCAACCAGUUUAUGGUGGAGUGGGAUGGCCUCUCUAGCCAUAAUCAAGGCAUCAUUGUCAUGGCAGCUACUAACCGACCCUUCGAUUUGGAUGAUGCUGUUCUUAGACGUAUGCCUCGUCGUAUUCUCGUUGAUUUGCCUAAUGAAGACGAUCGUGCAGAGAUAUUAAAGAUACUCUUGAAAGAUGAGGAUCACCACCAAGUGUUUAUAGCAGAGAUAGCCAAAGCUACGGAGCACUACUCUGGCUCUGAUCUAAAGAAUGUCUGUGUCACAGCUGCCCUGAAAGCUGUUCAGGAACAAGUGGCGACAAACCAACCUCAGGCACUGACCAUGGAACAUUUUAGAGAAGCCAUCAAGAUGGUGCCUGCUAGUUCCAGCGAUGACAUGGAGAGCUUGGUUGAACUGAAAAAGUGGGAUAGCAAAUUUGGUGAUGGCAAAAAGAAAAAGAAGACUAGCAUUGGGUUCUCUUGA
Molecule: messenger RNA, 2481 nt
Organism: Mucor velutinosus
Lineage: Eukaryota; Fungi; Mucoromycota; Mucoromycetes; Mucorales; Mucoraceae
Product: NuA4 histone acetyltransferase subunit
Exons: 8
Coding region: 1-2481 (826 amino acids)
Cellular component (GO): mitochondrial outer membrane
Molecular function (GO): ATP hydrolysis activity; ATP binding
Source: RefSeq, a predicted model, not a curated record